GCAAAGAAAAAAAAACCCUUAUUCAAUAUUACAAACCAUCCAAGUUAUCCAAAAGAGAGGAGAUGCUGCCGUAUGACAGCCUUGAAGGGGCGGAAUUGGCUUUAGGGAGGAACUUAACGGUGGCAGAGAGGUUAUGGUUUAAUUAUUCGGCUCAUAAAUCCGAUUACAUAUUGUACACACAUAAUUGGUUAUUUUUGUUUUUGGUGUUUUCUUUGGUUCCAUUGCCCUGGGCAUUGGUGGAGUUGUAUUGGUUCGACGCCGUCAAUAGAUUCAAGCUUCAACCAAGAGUGAAGAGAUCCUUCCGGGACUUGUUUAAAUGUUAUAAGGAUGUUCUUCAUCAACUGAUCUUUGAGGUUCUCCCUCUCAUCGUUGUUUCUUUCCCUGCUUUAGAGUGGGUUGGGAUUCGUACGAGCUUGCCACUGCCAACAAAAUGGGAGGUAAUUAGCCAAUUGAUAGUGUAUUUUCUAGUGGAGGACUACACCAACUAUUGGAUUCAUCGGUUCCUACAUAGUGAAUGGGGCUACGAGAAAAUUCAUUACAUGCACCAUGAAUAUAAUUCCCCAAUAGGGUUUGCAGCACCUUAUGCCCAUUGGGCUGAAAUCUUACUUUUAGGGAUCCCAACAUUCCUUGGUCCAGCCAUGGUUCCAUGCCAUAUGACCACAUUGUGGCUAUGGUCAUCUCUACGCCAAGUUGAAGCGAUCGAGACCCACAGCGGGUAUAAUUUUCCUUGGAGUCCCACCAAAUUGAUACCAUUUUAUGGAGGACCAGACUAUCAUGAUUUUCAUCAUUUUGUUGGGGGACAAUGCCAAAGCAAUUUUGCAUCUAUAUUUACAUAUUGUGAUUAUCUAUAUGGAACAAACAAAGGUUAUUGUCGCCACAAACAAGCAGUUAAAAAAGCUUAAGGAGCAAGUGAAGAAGCACUUGGAGUAAUCUCCACUGAAGAAUCUCAAAAUAAAUAUUUCUGUAUUUGGUUAUUGGACCCAAAAAUAAAAAUAAAAAUUGAGGGCUGUUAGAUUUAAAAUUAUUAAAAUUAAGUAAUAAAUUAAAAAUCAUGUAUAAAA
Messenger RNA from Gossypium raimondii (Peruvian cotton), 1061 nucleotides. RefSeq names its product methylsterol monooxygenase 1-1. Gene Ontology annotation, molecular function: iron ion binding; C-4 methylsterol oxidase activity. Bases 63 to 902 code for a protein of 279 amino acids. The transcript has 5 exons. Gene Ontology annotation, biological process: sterol biosynthetic process. Lineage: Eukaryota; Viridiplantae; Streptophyta; Magnoliopsida; Malvales; Malvaceae. The record is from RefSeq and is a predicted model, not a curated record.